AUUAAUUUUUAGUGUCGUGUAGCCUAUAUUGCGAUACCGGAAGUAGCUUUCGAGUGAGGAAAAUGGAGUCGACAACUUUCGCUUUGGUUUUGUUGGUAUUUAUCAAUGUAAUUUUACCAGUAGACGCCUUGAACUCAUUGACGAACAUAAACAACGAGUUCAAAGUUGAUUCCAAGAGAGUUGAAAACUUAUUCAGCCAGAAAGUUUUAAGAGAGAUUCAAUCAGUCCGCGAAGGGGAUGUGAACAAGUAUGUGAGGAAUUUCGAAUCAUUUCAAAGUGUGCAGGCCAAUGGAAGCUCUUGCGUAUGCAGUGGAUACAACUGUGGUUGCUGUGCAGAUCUUAAGUGGGAUGUCAUACAUCUGGAUGAUACAGUGUGCGUGAAUGUGUCAUAUCUGCCUGCACCUGAGUAUGGGAUAUCUGCUACUCUGACUGUGGAUGGUAAAACCAUCAUCAACGAAACUGUGUCUGCCCGCAACCCACCACCCCUGUGUGUGGAUGUUCCCUACCUAAAGGAGUAUGCCAGUCUGUGUAUCCGUCUCAGCCAGAUCACAGUCACCCCCAGGUCCUUCAGUGCAUGCGCAUCAAUUGAGGCAGAGGUAUUCAAAAUCAAGGUCGAGGAGAUAAAUCUGGGAUGUUUCACUAUUCCUCCGAAUGUCAAGGUCACCCAGGGGUCAUCAGAUGGUCCUCUCCUCUGGUCAAAGGGCAGCCUGAAGUCCGUGGAUGCUCUCAAAGAUGUUCCUUUCUGAUCAGAUAAAAUGUUGUCCAAAAAUGAUGCUGAGUAAAGAACAUUGUCAAAAGGGGUUUGAAGGUUGUUCGUUAUAUAAAGGAGGGAGAACACUUCAGUAAUAUUUAGUUUUUUUUCUGUGUUGUUUUUUAGAUUAUUUUCUUAACGUGUCUCUUUUCAUGAUAAUUCAGAUCUGGACUUGAUAUUUGUAAAUAGUUAUUACAAUAUAAAUAUUAUUAUGCCUGCUCUAUUGUUGAUGAUUUUGGAAACGCUACCAUCAAAACCAACAAGUGCCAAGAUUCUGGUAGAACAACUUAAAUUACAACAAUUGCAGUUUUGUUUUUUUAACAUGGCUUGUAAUUUCAGAAUUUAUUUGCAAAAAUAAUGUCACCAAAUUAUGUUAACUUAAAAAAAAAGGCAAUUUUUUUAAACAACAUUUUGCGAAUGAUUGUAUAAUUCAUUGCUAUUUCAUUAAACGUCUAUAGUUCAAUUAAGGUUGUUUUUAUAACAAAUUAAUAUUCAGGUGAUAUUUUAAGUGAAAUAAAUGGCACACUCUGACUUUACAUGUAGUUUUUGAUAAAAUCCUGUCUGCCAAAGGCAAAAGAUUAUUGUUGUGCGUGUUUUGUUUACACAUCAGGGUAAUUAUUAAUACUUGUUUGAAAUAACUGGUAUGCAUGAAAAAUAGUAAUUCAACUUGACCUCUUGAUCAAUGCUUUGCGUCUGAAGGAGGGCAUGUAGGUAGUAUCACUGCCUUUCUAGGGCUGGGUGUCUGGUGGGUGAUCCGUAUGACCAGAUUAAGUUGCAGCUCUGUUACAUUUACCUGCCUGGAAGGAUUUUUUUAUAAGUAUGUGUAUUAUAAUCCUGCAUUACCAGACAAUGCAUUCUAUGCGAUGCCUAUGCGCUUUGAAGAAAAGUAAAGGUCACAAAACAAGGUGAAAGUUAUGAAGUUUUGUUUCUGUUCUGAGUUUUUGAAUGUCUCUGAAUUUUUUUUUUACAAGUUUUAAUGAGUUCCCAUGUGUCUAUAGAGCUAUCAUGCUUCUUAUUGAAAUGUUAGAUCUAUAUUCAAGUUCAAAGGCCAGGACUUUAUGAUGCUGCUAUAAAUGUGAAAGUUUAGUUCUAUAUUCAAGGUCAAAGGUCAGGACUUUAUGAUGAUUCUAUUUAUGUGAAAGGUUAGGUCUAUAUUCAAUGUCAAAGGUCAUGACUUUAUGUUGCUGCUAUUAAUGUCAGAAAAUAUUUUAAUAUGUCUGUGGAUAAUAAUUCCCUUUCAUGGUACCAUAUGUUGUGAACCACACAACUUCUGUGCUGUUUGUUUAAAGGUCAAGGUUAAAGUAAAGGUCACUAUAAAAUGUAACAUUAAAUAAAAAAAAUUCUUUUCUGUAACUUCACUGCUAUGGAGUUAAUUAAUAUUACUUCUGAUUGUUAAUACCAUACCCAAAUUAUGUGUCAGAUACAUUUACCAGAGUGAAGCCAAGGUCACAAUUAAAGUCAAAGGUCAUUGACUUUAUUUUGUAUCCUUUAUUCUUUAGAGGGUAUAUACUACUUAUGUGAAUACAUAUUCCAUAAGAUGAGUGAUGUGCAAUUCUUAUGCCCCUAGGUUAACAGCUAAAGUCAAGGUUAUAAUUCAAUGUCAAGGGACUUGAGUUAUCGUUUCAGCUUUUAAACCCCUGCCAAAGGCGAAGGGAUAUAGAAUUGGCGUUUCGUGUCCGUCUGUCACAAACUUUUCAGGGCUUUAUCUCAGAAACUCACUCAAAUUGAAACUAUAUAAGAUAUCAACAUGAAACUUCAUGGGUGUAUAGAAAUCAAUGACGAAAUUUGGCAGGGAUACCAAUUCAAUGAAUUGCUUGUUAAAUUAAUAAAAUUACAUUUUGUACUGUUCGUCUUUGUACUCUGACAUUCCUUGUUUCUAUGAUGUGAGUUACUUUUUUAUUUAAUUAAUAUUGCGGGUGUGCAGUGUUCUUAUUAACCAUUUGAUGGUUUACUAUUUGCCUUCAGAUGGGCAUUAAAAUAUAUUUCUUUAUCAUGUUUUAGAAAAAAGAUUAUUUACUGUUAAUUUUGAAUUUAUCAUGUGUUUGAACAUUUAGUUUUUCUCAAACUAUAAGCAUUUUGCUUGUGUACUUCAUAUUAUUUUGCUCCUAUACUUAAUCAUACAUAAAUACUGGUUUAAUUUUAGUAUAUAAUACAACAGACCAGAUAGUGUCCCAGUAAAUAUUAAAACAGUUCAAUAGUAUUAUGAUAUUUAAGUGCCAAUUUUAAAUAUAAGCUGUUUUGUUGAUGACUUUUUAUGUUAGAAACGUUUUUUAAUACUUUACCAGAACUUACAUUUUUUUAUUAACAGUCAUACAUAUUUGUAUUAUAAUUGCACAACAUAUUUAUGCGAAUCAAACGUAGUAUAUUAUUAUAUUACAUAAAAGUGCCUUUUAAUAACUAUCCUUUUAUGUAAAUAAUUUCAAGAUGAGCUUGUAGAUGGUGAAAAUAUUCAGAUGCUGUUUACACAUUUUACAUGAAGUCUUUAAUUUAUGUAAUGCUCAUUUAAUACAUAUAAAUAUUUUUCUUGAUUAAAUAUCAAUACAUGAUUUGUUUAAAUAAAUUAUCUUUUCUAAUGUAAUGAAAGUUUAUAUGUUUGCGUUUAUCUCUGGCAUUCCCGUUCCUGCAUAAUUUCCAAUAUGUUUUGUAAGUGACUUUACCGAUAUUAUAAUCUAAUUAACCCUUUCAGUGCUGGAACCGAAUUUUGAAGGCCUUUGCAAACAGUUUGGAUCCAGAUGAGACGCCACACAACGUGGCGUCUCAUCAGGAUCCAAACUGUUUGCUAUUCUGAUAGUAUUCUUUAGAAAAAAUGAAGAAAAUGCUAAUUUAAGAAAUUCAGCAGAUGACAUUUUAGCAGACGACAAAUUUCCCAGCAUGCAAAGGGUUAAACAGACGAGCAUUAUAUGGCUGUUUGGUACAUGUAGUUCACACAUGUUUGCUUCGUAACAGAAUUUGUCUUUGAAAAGAGCAUUUAGCCUAAGUGUAUUUAGCAUUAUUGGUAUGCAUAUUCUAUUACCAUUAUUGAACAAAUUCAUAGAUUAAUCGUUGUUUAAAGGCAUUACAUGAAUAGUUUUGAGCACCAUAAAACGAAAGCCGAUUCAGUACUAAACAAUGACUAAACGUUAUAGAUCCUUUUUUUCAAAUCUACUAAUGCAUCUAUACACCUAUCUUACAGCUACUGCUCUGGAUCUUUUGUUAACCUGAUUCAUUUAAGAUGCUGUGAUUAAAAUAUUGAUGGUUAUGAGUUUGAAAUAAAGCUUUGUGUAGCGUG
Molecule: messenger RNA, 4019 nt
Organism: Dreissena polymorpha
Lineage: Eukaryota; Metazoa; Mollusca; Bivalvia; Myida; Dreissenidae
Exons: 5
Coding region: 63-746 (227 amino acids)
Source: RefSeq, a predicted model, not a curated record